Messenger RNA from Aspergillus nidulans FGSC A4, 897 nucleotides. Its product is annotated as 5'/3'-nucleotidase SurE. The record is from RefSeq and is a predicted model, not a curated record. The transcript is spliced from 2 exons. Bases 1 to 897 code for a protein of 298 amino acids. Lineage: Eukaryota; Fungi; Ascomycota; Eurotiomycetes; Eurotiales; Aspergillaceae. Gene Ontology annotation, molecular function: hydrolase activity; nucleotidase activity.
AUGCGCUCAACUCAGGCACUCGCCCUAGCCCUCGCCCUUGUCCCGUUGGCUUCGGCCAUCAAUAUCAUCUCGUCUAAUGACGACGGGUGGGCGGAGAUCAAUAUUAGGCAGCUGUUCAGCACCCUGACGUCUGCUGGUCAUUCGGUCGUCCUGUCCGCCCCAGCAGAGAACAAGUCCGGCUCUGGCAUGUCUGCCUGGGACUUGACCCGCCAGAAGACACCAGCUAACCAAACCAGCUGCCCAGCUGACAGUGGUUCCUACGGGUCCAAUGAAACAGACCCGCGCCUUAAUUGGGUGAAUUCGUACCCCGUCACCUCCAUCGCGUACGGCAUCGACACUCUGUCGCCGCAAUUCUUCGACGGACCGCCUGACCUCGCCGUUUCCGGGCCCAACGUCGGCAGCAACCUCGGUCUUGCAGUCUAUAUCGCUGGAACAGUUGGCGCUGCAAACUAUGCCGCCACUACUGGUGGGAUUCCUGCGAUCGCGUUUUCAGGGGCAGACGGGUCUUCCACGGCGUGGGAUGCCGAAGUGCCCGCCUACAGCAGCAUCUACGCAGAACUCGCGGCAAAGGUAGUUGAGCGAGUCGUGAGCGGGGGCACGCCGUACCUCCCCGAUGAUGUUUGGCUGAAUGUCAACUUCCCGAGCGUCGAGGGGUGCAACACCGCCAACGACUUUAGCUUCGUCCUUUCCCGGAUUCUUACGGCACUUCCGCUGGUUACGGAUGAUGAUGUUGAGACAUGCGGGUCGACUCGCCUGCCAACGGAGAAUGAUGUUGUGGACACGGACGGAUGCUAUGUUAGUAUCUCGGUGGGGGCCGCUGAUAAGUCAGAUGCGGAUGCAACGUUGCAGGGGAUUGUGCUGGAAAAAUUGGGUGAUUUGUUGACUUGCUUGCCGUAG